AUGAAGCUGCUUGUUUUAGUUGGUCUGUUGACCGUAGGGUGUCAUGGGCUUACCACAAAGCGGCAAAGGAGGUUUCCUGGCGAUUUUAUGUUCGGCGCAGCCACCGCCUCUUACCAAAUAGAAGGUGGUUGGAAUGCAGACGACAAGAGCGAGAACAUCUGGGACCACAUGACCCACACCAACCCCACCGUGAUCAAGGACCAGAGCAAUGGCGACAUCGCUGCCGACACCUACCACAACUACAAGCGCGAUGUCGAGAUGAUGCGCGAGCUCGGCCUGGACGCGUACCGUUUCUCCCUCUCCUGGUCCAGGAUCCUGCCUGACGGCUUCUCCAAUAAGAUCAGCGAAGCGGGCGUCACUUUUUACAACAACUACAUUGAUGAAAUGCUGAAGUACGGUAUCACGCCAAUGAUAACCCUCUACCACUGGGAUCUGCCAAAGAAACUCCAAGACUUGGGCGGCUUCCUCAACCCCCUACUCCCGGAGUGGUUCGAGGAUUACGCUAGGGUAGCCUACGAGCAGUUCGGCGAUAGAGUGAAGCAUUGGAUCACCUUCAACGAGCCGAAAGAGGUCUGUUACCAGGGCUACGAUUCCGAUACAAAAGCGCCGAUUCUGAACGCAACCGGCAUUGGAGCUUAUCUCUGUGCUAAGCAUUUGGUGUUGGCCCACGCUAGAGCGUACAACGCAUACAAAAACGACUACGCCGGGGAAGAUGGUGUGUGCGGGAUCACGUAUGCCGUUACGUGGAUGGCGCCGCAGACAGAUUCCCAGGAAGAUGAGUUCGCAGCCGAUCUGAAGAAACAGGCCGAUUGGGGCCUUUACUCCGAGCCAAUUUUCUCCGAGGAGGGCGGUUUCCCGAAGGACCUUAAGAAGCUGGUCGAUCAGAAGAGCGCUGAACAAGGCUACUCCAGGUCUCGAAUGCCGGAGUUCACCGACGAGGAGAGGGACUUCGUCAAGGGCUCUGCAGACUUCUUCGGGAUAAAUCAUUACACAGCCAAGUUAAUUUCCGCGACGGAAAAUCUGGAGGAACACCCAGUGCCGUCUGUGUACGGCGAUAUCAAUGUGGGAACGACUGUUGCGGAGGACUGGCCUGCAGCCGCGUCAUCUUGGCUGAAGCAAGCACCCGACAGCCUCCUAAGCGUCCUAUUGGACAUUAAGGACAAGUACAAUAACCCAAUGGUCUACAUAACGGAAAACGGAUGGUCCACCACUCCAGACGCUGGGCUUAUAGACGACGACAGGGUCCAAUACUACAGGGCGGCGUUAGAGAACGUUCUGGAUGCCUUGGAGGCUGGCGUGAACCUCAAGGGCUACAUGGCGUGGAGUCUCAUGGACAACUUCGAAUGGAUGGAGGGAUACACGGAACGAUUCGGCCUGUACGAAGUGGACUUUGAAGACCCGGCGCGUACCCGUACACCCAGAAAGUCGGCUUUCGUCUACAAGCAGAUCUUGAAAACGCGCGCUAUCGACCACGACUACGAGCCUGACUCCAUGACCAUGACUAUAGACGACGGCUAU
Messenger RNA from Iphiclides podalirius (scarce swallowtail), 1518 nucleotides. The record is from the annotation of a GenBank genome assembly. NCBI's taxonomy places the organism in Eukaryota, Metazoa, Arthropoda, Insecta, Lepidoptera, Papilionidae.